GUCAACUUUAAUCCCUCGACGUUAGCCAACAUUAGACGGUGGCUCUUAUGGCCGAGCCGCUCAGCUGACAGUCAGCCACCAGCUCUUAAUCUGAUAGCUCCUUUAGCUAACAGCGUUAGCCAGCGCUCGCACGCUGUUAUCGUGCAAAAUGAGAAAUUAGAUUGUAAGAUAAGUUAAUGUUGAGCUACUACCGUUGUGUUGAGCCUGGCUACAGUGUGCUUCAGAACGUUGAAAUGAUAUUUAAUGAAGGAUAGACAUUUGGAGAGAAAGGGAUCACACUUCCUGACACUUUUCUGGGUAAAAAUCACAAGAUGUGGACGUACUGUUCGACAGAGCUCUACAAUGUGGACAGAUAAGCAAAGAGGAAUCCGGGUUUCUAAGGAGGAGCUGCUCUGCAAGAAUGCCUGUGGGUUUUAUGGAAACCCUGCAUGGCAAGGCUUCUGCUCCAAGUGCUGGAGAGACCGAGCACAUCCAGCUGGAGCCCCAAGGCAAGACAUAAGGCCCAGCAAUGAUGGAACUCCUCUCACCUUCUUCAAGUUUGAGGAAAAGAAAAACAUAGAGAAAGGUCGCCGAAUCAGUACAAUGAGGAGACUUUUUUGGGGAAGCCCAUCACCUCCAAAGCAAGACACUUCUGAAAGCCACACAAAUAUGUUAAAAGCCUACCAGAGCCUGGAGCCUGGGGACUUCCCUGGUUUCCUAAAGAUCCUUCGGAGCCCUCCCUCCCAGCGCUUGCACUCCCAGUGCAAAGCUUUUCUCAAGACAAUGGAGGCUUACCAUGAUAUCCCAGUACAGAAGCAGUCCGAUCAUGUGCAAGAUUUCUACCAGUCUUUUGCUGAGCAUUUUGAUGGUUUCCCUGACCCACAGAUCACUCAAAUAAUGGAACACCUAGAGAAGUUAAUUAUGACCCAGUUGCAUAAAUGGGUUUUCUGCCAUGACAGCUGCGAUGAUGAACAGAAGGAUCUGAUUCUCCAGAGAAGGAUACGCUCGUUAAACUGGGUCACUCCGCAGAUGUUGAGUGUGCCCUUCCCUGAUGAAAACGACAUAAGUGUCACAAGCGAUCCCUUUCUGCCUGCCAUAACAGCUAUUAUUGAAAUGGAUGCCAAAAGAGCCCCGCAGGACAAACUUGCGUGUGUUUUCAAAUGUAGUCAGCAUGUCUUCAAAGUGCUCUCCUCCUCAAAUGGUGAACCUGCUGAUGCAGAUGGCUUCUUAUCGGGCUUAAUCUAUGUGGUGCUGAAAGCCAAUCCACCUCGUCUACACUCUAACAUGCAGUAUGUCAUUCGAUUUGGUCUCCCACACAGCCUUAUGGCUGGAGAGAGUGGCUAUUACUUUACAAAUCUGUCUUGUGCCGUGGCCUUUAUUGAAAAGCUCGAUGGACCAGCACUGAAGCUCAGUCCAGAGGAGUUUGAGGGCUACAUGAUGCGUCAGUCUGCUCCCUAUGCAGGUAACAGGAGGCAGCGGGUUGCCAGUGACACACAACACCUGCUGGAAGAGCUAAAUGGCAGGCAGGAGAAGGUGGACCAAGGUAUAGAUGCUCUCAGUGUGCAGCUACAAAAAUGGGUUCAGUCUGUUCAUUCGCAACUGGAUGAUGCAGAGGCACAGUUUGUUGUGGUCCAAAAGAAGAUAACCGCUCAAGGAGAGCUCUCACAUCUAUCUCCAUCCUCAUCUCACAAUGCAUCACAACAAGGGGAGCAUGAAGAGCAGUCAGUGCUAGAGCUUACAGCUGAAAAUGCAGGUCCAACAGAUACAGACUGUUAGCUACAUUAACACCGACCUGGUCCUAUAGUCUUUUUGAUCAAUAGCACUGAUUUAUUUUAUGUGCGAUGCAGAGCACAGAUUUAAAUUUAGUUUGUCAUGUAUUCCAAGUAUAGUCUUAUCUAAUGUACUUGAUAAACCUCCAGUGCCAACUUCCUACCUACAGAAGCUGUGAUUUGUGUCCCUCUUACUCACCUUUUUGCUGGUAUGCAUUCAUUGUUUGCACAGAUCAACUAACCAUGAAGGAAACUUACUGCAUUAGGUAUCACAGUGAAGUAGCUAAUGAUAUUUAUGUAUGUGACCACAAGUACUCAGGGUACGUCAUUUGGGCAUAUCACCAAACUACCACUACAAGGGUGCAGAUCUAAAAUUAUUGUUUUUUCCUAAUAAUUAAUACCAAUGUGUCUUUGUGUCAAAUGCUGUGAAAUGAUUAGAAUAAAAUGCUAAAUGCCAACUGUGGACCACUAAAAGUGAGGGUAUGUUUCAAGUCAUACUUGUUAUUAGUUGUGUGACUGUUCUGAAUGUGUUGACUUCAUUGCCUGUAUGAAGAUGUCCCAAAUGUUGCCGUAUAGAAUGUAUGUGUUGUAUAACUGUUAAAAGUUUUUGACGAUGAUAAUUUGUUCAUGAUUAUUAAAUGUAUGCAGUGUCAAAUUAAAAUUUAUCUGUUAA
Messenger RNA from Betta splendens (Siamese fighting fish), 2421 nucleotides. Its product is annotated as rab5 GDP/GTP exchange factor-like. The record is from RefSeq and is a predicted model, not a curated record. Gene Ontology annotation, molecular function: guanyl-nucleotide exchange factor activity; zinc ion binding; small GTPase binding. Gene Ontology annotation, cellular component: cytosol; endocytic vesicle. The transcript is spliced from 9 exons. The coding region runs from base 244 to 1755 and encodes 503 amino acids. Gene Ontology annotation, biological process: vesicle-mediated transport. NCBI's taxonomy places the organism in Eukaryota, Metazoa, Chordata, Actinopteri, Anabantiformes, Osphronemidae.